Gadus morhua (Atlantic cod) is the source of this 2314-nucleotide messenger RNA. RefSeq names its product potassium voltage-gated channel, delayed-rectifier, subfamily S, member 3a (gene kcns3a). The transcript is spliced from 2 exons. Bases 186 to 1649 code for a protein of 487 amino acids. NCBI's taxonomy places the organism in Eukaryota, Metazoa, Chordata, Actinopteri, Gadiformes, Gadidae. Gene Ontology annotation, molecular function: protein binding; voltage-gated potassium channel activity. The record is from RefSeq and is a predicted model, not a curated record. Gene Ontology annotation, cellular component: membrane; voltage-gated potassium channel complex. Gene Ontology annotation, biological process: action potential; protein homooligomerization; potassium ion transmembrane transport.
CCCCCCCUGCCUCCUCCCUGCAGGCAGACCGUCCAGUUGAACCGAAUCAAGUCACCCUGUCGGAGCGCCACGGCAGGCUUCCCCGACUUUCAUCCAUUUACCUAAAUCACAAGCACCCGGAAUGUGCAUGAGGAAACUUUACCAAGCGUUACUUUAAUGGAAAGAAAUGCUGCGUUAAAAGCACCAUGGGGUACGGCCAAAUCCUCCACCUGCGCGGGAGCGACGAGGACCGCGUCCACCUCAACGUGGGAGGGGAGCGGCACCAGGUAGAGCGGGGCACCCUGCUCCGCUUCCCGCACACGCGGCUGGCCCAGCUGCUGCGCUGCCAGGGCGAGCUGGGCAUCCUGGAGCUGUGCGACGACUACAACCCCGCCGACGGCGAGUACUACUUCGACCGGAACCCCCGUAUGUUCCUGUGUGUGCUCAACUUCUACCGCACGGGCUGCAUCCACAUGAUGGAGGAGCUGUGCGUCUACUCCUUCAGCCAGGAGAUCGAGUACUGGGGCAUCCAGGAGCUCUACCUGAGCCCCUGCUGCAGCGGCUGGUACCAGGAGCGCAAGGAGUACAUCGAGGACCGCGAGUGGGACGUGCGCAGCGACGACCAGCAACAGCCCAGCCUGGACUCGUCCUUCGAGGAGCUCUCAGGGUUGGAGAAGGACCUGGACAAGUUCAAGGGCGCGUGGUGCGGCGAGACCCGGAGCUACAUGUGGCUGCGGCUGGAGGACCCGGGGCACUCGUGCUCCGCCAAGGUGAUCGCCGUGGCGUCGCUGGCCGUGGUGCUGACCUCCAUCGUGGCCAUGUGCGUGCACAGCAUGCCCGAGUUCCAGCGCACCGACGACAACGACAAGCCCAUCGAAGACCCCGCCUUCGCCGUGGUGGAGGGCAUCUGCAUCGCCUGCUUCUCGGCCGAGUUCAUCCUGCGGCUGAUCGCCGCGCCGUCCCAGCGCAAGUUCCUGGGGAACCCGCUGAACAUCAUCGACAUCGCCUCCAUUCUGCCCUUCUACAUCACGCUGGCCUUCGAGACGGACGGGGAGCACUCGGAGGAGAACGAGGACCUGGAGAACGUGGGCAAGGUGGUGCAGGUCCUGCGCCUCAUGAGGGUCUUCCGGAUCCUCAAGCUGGCCCGCCACUCCAUCGGCCUGCGGGCCCUGGGGGCCACGGUGCGCCACAGCUACCAGGAGGUGGGCCUGCUCCUGCUCUUCCUCUCCGUGGGCAUCUCCAUAUUCUCUGCGCUCAUCUACUUUGCAGAGAAGGAGGACGACGACACGGACCUGGGGACCAUCCCGGUGGGCUGGUGGUGGGCCACCAUCACCAUGACCACGGUGGGCUACGGGGACACCUGCCCCGUGACGUUCGCAGGGAAGAUCGUGGCCACGCUGUGCAUCGUGUGUGGCCUGCUGGUGGUGGCCCUGCCCAUCUCCAUCAUCUUCAACAAGUUCUCCAAGUACUACCAGAGGAACAAGGCGCUGGAGAAGCUGAACCUGAGCCAGGAGAAGAGGCAGCAGGAGGCGGUGGACCUGCCGUACUACGACAUCCGAGACCUGUACACCCACAGCAUGUACCCCUUCAUCGGAGGCCUGGCCUUCAAAAGCAGCCUGAGCAGCUUAGGGAGUGGGACGCAUGCUUCAAGGGUCCAGGAGGUAGAUUAAGGGGGCAUCAAAGUGACUGUUACCACUGUGGAUCUAGCUGCUUUAUAGAUGCAGUGCAUAGGGAAGCCUUUCAGGGGACAGCUCUCCUGUCGUUAGCCAUGCCUCCUGUAGCUCCUUCUUGGAUAAGAUGGAUUAGACAUUUCAUUUUUGACCUAAACGGUCAGCACAUCUGACCGUUUAGACCGAAAGAUUAGAAGUAUAAUUAUUCAAUUCUAGCUUCCAGGUUGGCGGGACCUUUUUCUGCCCCAGAUGAGGAUAAAAAUGAUGCAUGUGUGCCAUAACGUUAAUGUUCCUCCAGGUAAUGCUCUGUAUCGAUUGGUCCGCUUUGUGGGACUCCGGGCAAGGAUUACAUUCAAAAAUAGAAAAGUUGAAAGUGGGACUGACACUAAAUGCACCAAAUGAUGGAUGAGCAUGGCCCAUGUCAAUUCCAAAUGGGCAUGAACAAGCAAAAUGGCUUUUUAAAAAUACAUUAGGUAAGUAGUUGUUUAGCAUAGGUGAUUACAUUCAUACGGCACAUAAGAGAUACAUCUCCUAUUUGCCACAUAUCUAUUUUACUGAGCAAGUAAAGAUGUAGAAUUUCCAUCUAAUUCAACGUUGUGGCAUGCCAUGCAAGGGUUUUAAAAUAACAGUGUCAGAAAUGUAAUAAAAUACCAGUCAACCAAUAA